Penaeus vannamei (Pacific white shrimp) is the source of this 1761-nucleotide messenger RNA. Its product is annotated as neurogenic differentiation factor 2. Gene Ontology annotation, molecular function: DNA-binding transcription factor activity, RNA polymerase II-specific; E-box binding; protein dimerization activity. Gene Ontology annotation, cellular component: nucleus. The record is from RefSeq and is a predicted model, not a curated record. Lineage: Eukaryota; Metazoa; Arthropoda; Malacostraca; Decapoda; Penaeidae. Gene Ontology annotation, biological process: positive regulation of transcription by RNA polymerase II; axon development; sensory organ development.
CUUCCACCGAAGGCAGACGGCUGUGGCGAAGCGGGAGUGCCUUCGUUGCUCACUUGUCCGACAGAGGUCUCACUCCUCAAGUGCAAGCGUUCUCGGGCUCAAUAGAGAUAUUCAGCCGUCACUAUUAUUUGAACGUGACUUUUGGAAAAAAAAAGACUAAUGACUAUAUUUUCCCAUAAAGAAUAUUUCCGUACGUGUAGCGCCUGUACACAUUUGGUAAUAUUCCAUAUUUGGUAGUAAGUCGACCAUCUGUGGCAGGGAAACAACCGCUGCCGCUGUGUCUUCACGGAAGGCAAAUGCGAAUCCGAGACACUUGAUCUUUCCUUCUUGGAUCCGGUUAUGAAAAGGGUUAUUUUCCAUGACUGCUUUUAAAUCGUGCUGUGCUUUGGGCGAGGUAAAACCGCACUGAAAACAUCGUGAGCAAGAUUCAUGGGAAUUUCAAUGCAGACCAAGUAGUGAUCUCGCACCUCUUUCAUGGCAUGAUUGGUUAUCUCGUCCAAAAUGGAGGAACAUCAUCAGCAAGGGAAGAUUGGUGGUAAUGGCAACGUCGAGAGCAAGAAAUCGGGCAGCGCGAAGGAGAAGUAUGGCCUUCGUCCGCGGACCAUCAUCAAGAGACUGCAACAAGAGAAGAGUCGUCAGGAGGUCCCCAAACCACGGCCCGCGAGGUCGAAGUCGCGCCCAGCGCCGUUGUCGAAGUACCGGAGGAAGACCGCCAACGCCCGCGAACGCCACCGCAUGAAAGAAAUCAACAACGCGUUCGAAUCCCUUCGCAAAGUCCUCCCGGCGUUGGAAAUCCACACCAGUUCCUCGUCCAUGACCAAAAUCACGACGCUGCGCAUGGCCGUCGGCUACAUCCGGGCCCUGUCGGAGGUGCUGGAGGACGACGGCGAGGCCAACCUGCUCUCCCUCCAGACGACGAUACACCAGUCCAUCCAGGACUCCCUCCAGCACUCCAUGCAGGCGACGCUGCCGUCGGCAGGCGACAUCUCCGUCCUGCAGCACGAGACUUCGAUGUCCUACUUCGCCCAGCAGUGCAUGCCGCACGUGAUGGAUUAUCGCCCUGGCUGCGGCCUCAUGUCGUCCUCGUCCAGCUCCUCCUUGGACCUUCGAGGCUCAGUGAGCAGCGGGAGCGACUUGGAGGAGCUGCUCUCUGACGACUCGGUGUUGCUGGAGGACAACCUCGACGUCUUCCACGACAUCCAGACCUUCUGCGAGGGGGACCCUCUAGAAGUGAUCCUCGCGCCGGACAAAAUUCACCCCCAGACUUUCACACACGAAAUGUGCAAUUAGAAACACGCUGAAUGGGUGACUUUACCCACGUGUGGAAGACAUAGUGUUUGGGCGAUUGUAUUUCUACGGGAAUAAAACGCUCUUUUAAAGAAAUAACACUAGAAAUAAGAGAAAGAAAUUCCUUUGUUGUUACCUAGUCAGAAGUUGUGUUGAUUAUCAUCGUCAUAUUAAGAGAAAUCCGAAGUGUCUCUUUGACAGUGUAAACAGAAUAUUGUGAUGCGUCAGAUGUAUGAAUAACGAAGGGAAACUGACCCGCACAUAAACGAUACUAGUCUGAUGAAUUAAGUGCCAUAUUAAUGUGACCUUUCCAGUUGCUGUCCUGUUAAUGUUAAAGAGAUUAAAAUGUUUUAAUCAUUGAUAGAUGUAGUUUUAUGUUCACGAUUGGUUUAUAUUUAUCUAGGUGUAGAUUGUGUAUCUUGUUUCCUUUUUUUACGUAAUAAGUAUUGAUGCUAAUAAAAGAUGCAAAUUUUA